UGACCACAGCCAGGUUCCCAGGGGCCCCCAGACCCAAAGCUCCUCGGGCGGGGAGCCCUGGCACACCGCCCUGGGGCUGCUGGCGUCCUGACUCGGCCUCCCGUCCCCUGGGGAGGGGGGUCGCGGCGGGAGCCCCGCCCCCAGGGCCGCCACCCAGCCGUGCUGAGCUGAGCUGGGCGAGGCUGAGCCCCGAUUAGCGGGUGGGGAGUGAGGCUCGGGUACUGCGGGGCAGGUCGGGCACUGCGCCAUGCCGCUGCAGGACGAGACGCUUCGGGAGGUGUGGGCCUCGGACAGCGGGCACGAGGACGGCGGCCCGAGCCCCGCGGCCCCGCGCCGCCCCAAGCAGAAGCCGAGCAGGAGGAAGACGGAGACGCCCGGCCCCGCCGAGCCCCACGCCGUCUACACCAGGUUCCUCAGGGACCCCGCGGCCAAGAAGCGCGACCCCCGCGACACCUUCCUGGCGGCCCGGGCCGCGCACGAGGAGGAGGAGGAGGAGGAAGACGAGGAAGCGGACGAGGAAAAGAAAGAGGAAAGCCCCGUGCCCGCCAGGAAGCCCCCGAAGGACAAGGCUUCCGGGGACAAGAGGGGCAGGAGGGCCAAGGCCCAGGCCCCCAGGGGGAACCUGGGGAGCCCCAAGCCUCCUCAGAGGCCUCUUCGCAUUAAGAAGAAGGAAGCUGGGGAUGGGACUAAGAUGAAAAAGACCAAGAAGAAAGGGGCUUCAGAGGCCGACAGGGAGCCCGCAGGGAGCCCGGCUGCCAUGUUCCUGGUCAGGGAAGGGAGCCCUGCUCAGAAGGCUGCGAAGAAAGGCCCACCCAAAGCCCCAGAGGAGCAGCCCACGGAGGAGGAGGAGCAGGAGGAGGAGGGGUCAGCUGUGGUGACCAGGAACAGCAAUCAGAAGGGUAGAGCGAAAGGAAAAGGCAAAAAGAAAGUGGAGGAGAGGCCCGCGUCCCCGCCCGUGGAGGUGGACGAUCUCCGCGAGUUCGUGCUGCGCCCCGCGCCCCAGGGCCGCACGGUGCGCUGCCGCCUGACUCGAGACAAGAAGGGCAUGGACAGGGGCCUGUACCCCUCCUACUUCCUGCACCUGGACGCAGAGCGGAAGCUCUUCCUCCUGGCGGGCCGGAAGCGCAAGCGCAGCAAGACUGCCAAUUACCUGAUCUCCAGCGACCCCACCAACCUGUCCCGCGGCGGGGACAACUUCAUCGGGAAGCUGAGGUCCAACCUCCUGGGGAACCGCUUCACCGUCUUCGACGCCGGGCAGAACCCGCAGCGCGGCUCGGGCGGCGACGUGGGCGACCUGCGGCAGGAGCUGGCGGCUGUGGUCUAUGAAACCAACGUGCUGGGCUUCCGCGGGCCGCGGCGCAUGACCGUCCUCAUCCCGGGCAUGAACUCUGAGCACCAGCGGGUCCCCAUCCGGCCGCGGAACGCCAGCGAUGGGCUGCUGGUGCGGUGGCAGAACAAGACGCUGGAGAGCCUCAUUGAGCUGCACAACAAGCCGCCUGUGUGGAACGAGGGCAGCGGCUCCUACACCCUCAACUUCCAGGGCCGCGUCACCCAGGCCUCGGUCAAGAACUUCCAGAUCGUGCACGCUGAUGACCCCGACUACAUCGUGCUGCAGUUCGGCCGCGUGGCGGAGGACGCCUUCACCCUCGACUACCGGUACCCGCUGUGCGCCCUGCAGGCCUUCGCCAUCGCCCUCUCCAGUUUCGACGGGAAGCUGGCCUGCGAGUGACCCGCAGCGCCCGGCGGCCCG
This is a messenger RNA of Heterocephalus glaber (naked mole-rat), 1750 nucleotides long. NCBI's taxonomy places the organism in Eukaryota, Metazoa, Chordata, Mammalia, Rodentia, Bathyergidae. The record is from RefSeq and is a predicted model, not a curated record.